Molecule: messenger RNA, 2154 nt
Organism: Neospora caninum
Lineage: Eukaryota; Apicomplexa; Conoidasida; Eucoccidiorida; Sarcocystidae
Exons: 16
Coding region: 1-2154 (717 amino acids)
Biological process (GO): cytoplasmic microtubule organization
Molecular function (GO): microtubule binding
Source: RefSeq, a predicted model, not a curated record
AUGUCGUUCACUCACGCGCCGUUGCUCGACACGGAUGCGUGUCUCGAGUUCCUGAACUCGCUCGACUACGGAAAAGAGCAUCCUGUCCACGAGCUGCACGACUGCGCCACCGCAGAGCAUGUCUGGGGUUCGCUACACGAGAUAUACCCUGCCUGGUUUGACGAGUCUCUGCACCCGUCGAAGUUUGCCAAUGCCCAGGAGGCUUUGUCGCAAAUCCUGUAUUACCUCGAUGAAUUCCACGAGAAUAAAUAUUCCGGAGAUUUCAAUGUCAUCACGGAGCAUCUGGAUGCCUUCCUCAAAGGCGAUCCCUCUCUAAUUCUGAAAACGUACGAAUUCAUCCUGCUCGCGACGGUGAACGGAGACUGCCAGCAAAUCAUCGCAAAAAUCAUGACCAUGUCCCAACCGACCCAAGCAGUCAUUCAAGCAAUCAUCCAACAGUAUGCGGGUGCAGAAAUGCUCAGCCGGAACGCCUCCGGCGCGACAGCACCCAGGCGAGAGCCGUCGCUUCCAGAGGAUCUCGGACUCGGGCGGACGCCCAGCGCAGGGGGAGGGGGACAUUUGGCGCCGUUGCUCCAGAAGGUUCAGGAGGAGCUCUCGCAGAUAAAGGCCGAGCUUCGGAAGACCAAGAUCGCGCUAACGGAGAGCGAAAGCCAGAGAGAAACCCUUUCAGACAAGCUGCAGGUUGUUGAGAAGGAAAGAGACGAGGAGAAAACGAAGCGCACGGUGCUCGAGCAACAGCUCGCUGCUAAGAAGGACGUCCUGGUGAAAGACUUCACGGAGCAGAUCGAAGAUUCCGACAAACAGAGAGCGAAGCUGAAGGAAGAACUGGAGAAUGAGAAAAAGGAGCGGAAAAAAGUGGAGGAGAAGAAUCGCGCCGUCAUUGCAGAGCUCAAGGAGGAGAUGGAUCUUUUGAAACAGGAGGCUCGCCGCGUGUCCACGCUUGAGGUUCAAGUCCAAAACUACAAGACAAAGCUGACGGAAGUGGCAGCACUGAAGGAGAAAAUGACUCAACUCGAGCUCCAAAACAAGGCCUACAUGGACCGAAUUGUUGAGGGAGAGGCUGACAGCGUGGGGGCCCUCGGACUGAGGAAACAGAUCGACACUUACAAAGAGCGCGUUGCAGCGGGGGAGCCUGCCGCCGAGUCGAGUUCCUACGGAAAGAGGGGACAGUCUGUGAUCUUUUUUCUGCGGUCUGUGCGAGCAGAUGUCGAGGAGCGACUAAGUACGAUGACGGCGGAGAAGGAAGCGAUCGCUAACCUCAAGGAAGAAGUCGAGAAGCAACUAUCGACAGCUGAAAAGAAGUUGGAGGUGAAGGAGCUGGAGAUCGCUCAGUUGCAGGCGAAACUUGAGGCGAAGGACUUUGAAAUUUCGUCGCUCAGCGAUAAAAUCAAGGAACUCGACAAAAACCAGGGACGCGACGUGGCCGAGGAGUUGGCGGCCUUGGCGAAGGAGAACAAGGCGGCGGGUUUGGACACGACAGCUCGAAUUGCCGAGCUCACCAACGAAGUCGAUGAUCUGAAACGCGUGAAGCAGCGCCUGGAGAAAAACGCGGCGGCACACGUGGCUCAGAUCGCCUUUUUGCAGAAGCAACUGACGGCCGGAUGUUCCAGCGAGGCAGACGCCCAGAAGAUGCAAGACCUGGUGGAGAAGGUUGCAAAGCAAGAGGAGGAAAUCAAGCAACUCAGAGAGAGCAAAGAUGACAUGGCGAAGCAAAUGAUGGAAGCUCUGAGCAGGCGCGAGAAAGACUCCGGCGUCGACGAGACAGCAGCGGCAAAGGUCGCGAUUCUGGAGACUCAGCUUGAGUUUGAGAAAAAGCAGGCUUCUAUGCGAGAAGACAUCGUCCGCGCCAAGGUGGAGAAGGAGAUGGAGAAUGUCCAGUCGACUUUGAAGAGCCAGCUCCAACUUCGCGAACGCGAGAGCAACUUCUACAGAAAGGCUGUAGAGGAGAAUGCUGAUAGUAGCAAGAAGGAGAUGAGGCUUCUCUCCUCUGUCCUCUACGACCUAGGUUUGCGGUUUCACCGGUUGCAGGCGUACUGCGAUCAAUUGAAAAACGAGAACGAGGCCAUCCAGCUCAGAGUGCGGCUACAUCAACAGAGCAACUCGUCCAUUCCCGAGUCUCUCCCUCCAGAACCCGGCGCGCAUGAGGAGGCCUGA